Mycotypha africana is the source of this 1140-nucleotide messenger RNA. Its product is annotated as rho guanine nucleotide exchange factor. Gene Ontology annotation, molecular function: guanyl-nucleotide exchange factor activity. Bases 120 to 653 code for a protein of 177 amino acids. The record is from RefSeq and is a predicted model, not a curated record. The transcript has 2 exons. Gene Ontology annotation, biological process: regulation of GTPase activity. Gene Ontology annotation, cellular component: cytoplasm. NCBI's taxonomy places the organism in Eukaryota, Fungi, Mucoromycota, Mucoromycetes, Mucorales, Mycotyphaceae.
AAAAAAAAAAAAAAAAAACCAACCCCCCAACAACAAAAAACCAACCCCAUGAAGGGGUCUUUGAAAGAGACACUUAUUCAUUUCUCUCUCUCGAUCAGAAUACUGAAAAAGAGUUAGCCAUGGCACGCUUUAUUGUAGGCGAAUUGUAUUCCACUGAAAAGUCUUUUCACAGGUUUUUAAUCUUUAUACGCAAGAAUUAUAUGGAGCCCAUGAAAGCCGCUACUCUCACCAAAAAUCCUCUUGUCAAAACAAACGAUGUACAGUUGCUCUUUUGUCAUCUUCCUGAACUGAUCGCUGUUUCUGAAAAAAUACUCGUCCGAUUGGAGCAAUACGCCAAACAGGGUCAUGAACUACCACACAAGGUCAGUCCUAGUAUCGCCGUCGGUCAGAUUUUCACAGAUUUGGAAGAAGAUUUCGUCAUCUUUUUAAAGUAUGCUAUCCAUUAUCAAAGCUACAUGAAAGCGAUUCGAAGAGCAAGCACCUCGAGUUUUGUAAUGAAGAUAGAUACUGAAUCCAAGAGAGUAGCCAACGCCGGCAUUCAUCAUCGUUUGGGCUUAGCAGACUAUCUCAUUGCCCCUUUUCAAAGAGUGCCUCGUUAUGAAUUAUUAUUAAAAGGUAAUGUAUUUUUACUGCGAGGACGCAAUCGACACUAGAUGCGUAGACGUAUUCACCAUGCUUGUUUCCAUUCUAGAUCUUAUUAAACAUACAGAUCUGUCCUCCAUGGGUUCUGAAGAAGGUGGCAAUGACUUGGUUUAUGCCAAGAAUAUCAUUAGUGGUUUGGCUGCUACGAUGAACCGAGUGCAAGAAAAGAUUUCCAAGUCUCUGUUCUCCACAUCUUUUUACACCUUCCAUCCUCCACCCUCUCCAGCCACUGUCAGCGUAACAUCACCAUAGAUAUCCCCUCUUUUUUUUUAACAAAAAAAAUAAUGUAUUAUAUACCAUUCUAUCUUUUAUAGGGUUUUUUUUUUUGUCGUUUGACAUUAUAUAUAAAUAUAGAUAUAGAUAUCACUUUUAUUUUAUUUUUCCUCCUUUGCACAAUGUAAAUAUGUCCUAUAAUUAUAUCCAUUCUACAGUGCUAUCUUGUACAUCAUCAAUAAAAAAGCAUUCUUUUUCAUAUGCCAAACGUAUGCAGAGACCUAU